CUUAAACCCACGCAUUUCUGCCCAGCCCUUCCCAAACCAUUUGGGGAGACAUUUUCGCGCGCACAACAACUGUUCAACCGAAAUACCGUCAUUUUGGCGGUUGAAACACUGUGUAUCCCACGAAUAUUGGUUCUGGGAGCAUCUGCUUUGUUUUUGAGCGACCACUGCUCCUGUUUGCGAUUUACAUUCCAAGCAAUUCCUAUUUAACGUCAUUCUUGUGUUUGCGGGGCCAAAUCGCGACAAGCGGGUGUUAACACACCCCACCCCCCCCAGUAAGGCGACCGAUCAGCCUUCCUCUUCGAUGCUCACAAUUGAAUCCUUGUUCAGCAGUAACUUUCUCGGUCAGCUGCGCGCCAUCGUCCAAAUGCCGGCUUCACGCGACAAGGCUGGCUCGCCGGAGCGCGGUCAACCCACCAAGACCGGCACGCAGAACCACCCCGCGCCCACAACGAGGCGACCAUGCAGACGUCGCAUUACGCGGGCCGAGCCGGGCUCGCUGUACGACAUCCUGCAUGACCAUGCCGGCACUUCCCUCUACGUCGUCCCCAUCUGCUGGACCGACCAACAUACCCGCCUGCUUGGGGCGCGCUUCCUCAAGCGCUCCGCCGUCGUCAAGCCCGUACCGGAUCUCGUCCACGGGGUGUGGCUUGAGCCGUCCAAGAUGGCGCAGACAUUGACUUCGGAGUUGCACACCCUCGUCCGGGAGAACGCGACACCGGCCAGGGCCUUCUGCAAGGUCCGCGCCAUGAAGCAUAUCCUGUCGACCCUAUUCCCUGCGACAUUGUCCCGCGCCAAGACUGGCGCCGAGCUGAACCUGUACUUCGGCCAUCGCGUCUUCAGGAAAGUCGUUCGUAUCCCAUGCGUGUGGAAGAGCCCGAGCAGUGUCGACACAUCCUUCGAUUCCUGCCCGACAUUACCCUCGACAUCAUUCAACGGAACACCAAAGAGCAGUCGCGAUCCUGGAAUGCCUAUGCUCGCCUACAUCAACAAGUCCCAGCUUGCUGCCAUUCGCCAAAAUCUCUACGGGGUGCUUCGUGGGCCUGAGGGCAAGACCAACGAGGCCGUCAGCAGCCUGCAACGGCUUCGAUCCAAAAUGUUGGUCCCAGCAAAUGCCGACCACGACCCUUACAUCAUUGCCAUCCUCCUAGCUAUGGCGCAGGCGCACUUCUACCACGAAUCGUCAUCGCGGUCCUCGUCCCAGUCCAGCUCUCAAGGCAGCCGAAAGUCAGUCCGCAUCGCGCCGCCGUCGUUCCAGGACGUCAAGGUGCAAGUCAUCACCCAUGACGAGGGCAACGACAACAACCCCAACUUCGCCGUCUACACCGCGACCAUCACGGCGACGUUUUUGGACCGCUUCAUGUCCCCCGCCAAGGCACCCAAGGGGCAGACCGCGAAGGAGCUGGGCGCCGGCCUGGACAUCUCGUACACGCCAGUGAGCUUCUGGCCCAUCCUCGGUCUGAAGGAACGCCUCUCCAAGGCUCUCGGCCGGGAGAUCGCUGGGGACUCCAUCUACGACGACCCCAACCACAUCGGCCUUUGGGACCCACUGCUGGAGCCGCAGCAGAGACCAGUUUACCACCCCGUCAGCCUCAAGCGGAGGCGCACGGACAGGGAGCCGCUGUCGCAGGUGUUGAACAGCAGCUUCGAGGAGGAGCCGCCCAGCAGCCCGGACGACCGGCCAGUGCUCAGUCCUGCCACUAAGAGGCGGAGGACGACACGGCGGGUCAAUAGUAGCACUCUGGAAGUGUGCUGAGCACGGACCUCGGAGUUCAUGGAUGGUAUGACGAGAAUGAUUUGGGAUCUGCUCUGUUUUGUUGUCUUCCGUGACUUGACUUCGCGGUAAGAGAUUGAUGAGUUCGGUAUGAGGGCACGACAACACGGUCAGGGUAUGGGAAAUGAUACAUGGUAUGGUACAAGGCCCCUUGGAGGGCUGGCUGGGUAAAGGUGUUUUGAAGGGGAAUCAUUGCUGAGGGUUUAUGGCUGCCGAAAUGGGAGCUAUCACCAUCAUGGGUAUGGUCAUCAGGAUGCAUCACACGGAUGAGGCGCUGGUUGGGUUGGCUUGUGGUUACACCUGGCCUUGGGCCGAAUGCCAGCAAUGGCUGAUAAAGUUUGUGCAUUGUUUUUAUCUUCGAUAGGUAUUUUAAAAUAUCCUUGCCUGCGUA
Messenger RNA from Chaetomium fimeti, 2162 nucleotides. RefSeq lists its product as uncharacterized. The coding region runs from base 302 to 1753 and encodes 483 amino acids. NCBI's taxonomy places the organism in Eukaryota, Fungi, Ascomycota, Sordariomycetes, Sordariales, Chaetomiaceae. The transcript has 2 exons. The record is from RefSeq and is a predicted model, not a curated record.